UUCAUUAUUUUGGUUAACAUUGACAACGCAGGUGGCCACACAAAUCACACUAAUAAAGGUCUCACCUGGAAAUGGACUCCUGCAGAGCUCAGAUAUCCAGCAUCAUGGAGCUCCGUUACGCGCUGAUAUCUCUCUACCUCAGUAUCCCUCUGUGCAUUUCGGACACUACUCCCAGCAAUGGCCCCGUUUUGGAUCCAUUUGACUUCCUCUUCGACACUGCGGUGGACGCCUACAAUAAGGGGGACUGGUUGUCGGUCAUCCUGAACAUGGAGAAGGCGCUCAGGAACAAAGCUAUGGUCCGGAGCGUAAAGGCGCAGUGCCGGCUAAGCUGCGCCAACCAGACCGCGUUCGGUGAUCGCCUGGCCGGGCUAGGAGUCCCUAUUCCCGGGGCCGGGUCUGUGGAUGACCUCGGCUUCUUCCAGAAAAUCCUGAAACGGGCUGACUGUGUGAACUCCUGCGAGACUGAGAAACUGGGUUCACCUACUCUGCAUCAAGUCACUGACGAAGUGGAGCUGGAGUUUAAGAAGAGGACUCCCUAUAACUACUUACAAGUUGCAUAUUUUAAGAUCAAUAAGCUGGACAAGGCCGUGGCAGCUGCUCACACGUUCUUCCUGGCCAACCCGGACCACGUGGAGAUGAAACAGAACCUGGAGUACUACAAGAUGAUGGCAGGAGUACAGCAAGAGGACUUCAAAGAUUUGGAGGCCAGCAAGCAUAUGGCUGAGUUUCUGCUGGGAAAGAGUUACUACAGCGACGACUCUUUCGGCCUGGCGGCGGAUCACUUCGAGGUGGGUUUAAACGAGUACUUCACCGCCGAUAAGGAGUGCAAGGCACUGUGUGAGGGAGCUUACAAUUACGAUGGAUACAACUACAUGGAGUACAGUGCAGACCUGUUCCAAACCAUGACAGACCACUACAUGCAGGUCCUGAGCUGUAAGCAGCACUGUGCAGUGGAGCUGGCAUCGACUGCUGGCCAAGCCAAACCCUUUGAGGACUUCCUGCCCUCUCAGCUCAACUACCUGCAGUUCUCCUACUACAACAGUGAGAAGUACGAGCAGGCCAUAGAGUGUGCUAAGACCUUCCUGUUGUUCCACCCUGAUGAUGAGGUGAUGAACCAGAACCUGGCUUAUUAUUCUGCAGUGCUGGGUGAAGAAAAGGCACAGACCAUAUCAGCCAGACAGGUGGUGAAGCAGUACAUGCAGCAGUCCAUCCUGGAGAAAGAGCUGCUGUACUUCGGAUACGAAGCCUUUGGAAUCACAUUUGUAGAUCCAGACACAUGGACACCUGAAGAUGUCAUGCCAAAGAAACUGAGAGACAAGCAGAAGGCAGACAAAGAGACUGCAGCCAGGAUCACUGAGGAAAUAGGAAACCUGAUGAAGGAGAUUGAGACUCUUGUUGAGGAGAAGAAGAAGGAUUCUUCAGAUCUGGCCAUGAUACUCACACCACAAGAAGAUAGCCCUCAGGUGUAUGAUGACAUCAAGAUAACCAUGACGUCCAAUCAGCUGAACGGCUCCCAGCGGGUGCUGCUGGACGGGGUACUCAGUGAUGAUGAGUGCAGGGAGCUGCAAGGCCUCUCAAAUGCAGCUGCUCUCAAAGGUGACGGCUACAGGGGGCGCCCUUCCCCACACUCUCCUGGUGAGAUGUUCCAGGGAGUCACCGUUCUGAAGGCUGUGAAGCUCGGUCAGGAGGGAAAAGUUCCUCUGAAGAGCGCUCGCCUGUUCUUCGACCUCAGUGAGAAGGUGAGGAAGGUGUUGGAGUCGUACUUCCAUCUAGAAACUCCUCUCUACUUCUCCUACUCCCACCUGGUGUGUCGCUCCGCCAUUGAUGAGAAGCAGGAGGACCGUGAAGACCUGAGUCACCCUGUCCAUGUGGACAACUGUCUGCUGGUCUCUGAGCUCAAUGAGUGUAUAAAGGAGCCUCCUGCAUACACACACAGAGACUACAGUGCCAUCCUUUACCUGAACAGUGACUUUGAAGGAGGAGAUUUCAUCUUCACUGAACUCGAUGCUAAAACAGUGACGGCCGAGGUGCGUCCCCGGUGUGGCCGCGUGGUCGGGUUUGGAGCAGGAAAGGAAAACCCUCACGGUGUCAGAGCCGUCACUAAGGGUCAGAGGUGUGCUGUGGCACUGUGGUUCACCCUGGAUCCUACACAUGAGGAAAAGGAAAGAAUCCAAGCUCAAGAAAUGCUGAAGAUGUUUUCCACCCCUGUGGAUGCAGAUUUCAUCAAACAAGAAGAGACUGACAGCUCCAAGGCUUUACCGACAAAUCCAGAGCCUCCUGUGCAGGCAGAGCAGGAAAAAGCAGACAGUAAAGCAGACAGUAAAGCAGACAGUAAGGCAGACAGUAAGGCAGACAGUAAGGCAGACAAUAAAGCAGACAGUAAAGCAGACAGUAAGGUAGACAGUAAGGCAGACAGUAAGGCAGACAGUAAGGCAGACAAUAAAGCAGACAGUAAAGCAGACAGUAAGGUAGACAGUAAGGUAGACAGUAAGGCAGACAGUAAAGCAGACAGUAAAGCAGACAGUAAGGUAGACAGUAAGGCAGAUGUUAAAGCAGCAGAACAGAAGCCUGCAGACACACAGGCUGACAAACCAGCCGACCCUUCAAAAGACAAAGCAGAAAAGAAACCAGUCGGCAAAACAACAAAAGACACCAAAGCCAAAGCUGCUCCUAAAGCAAAGGCCAAAACUGGAGACCAAGCAAAGGCCAAAACUGGAAACAAAGCAAAGGCCAAAACUGGAGACCAAGCAAAGGCCAAGACAGUGGAUAAAGUCAAACCUGCUGCUAAAAAGGAUGGCAAACAGACGGUUAAAACACAGGCCAAGCAGGGAGACAAGAAGGAUGCAAAGCCUGCUGCUAAAAAGACAGUGAAAGUUGCUGCCAAGACGGACUCUAAAAAAGCCCAAGCUGACGCAAUGUCGGCGUCAGACUCUCAGAGGGGCAGGGUGGAGCUGUGAUCAAACAGCAUCUGUGACUGUGUAUGAGGUGUAUAUGUUUUCUACUACUUUCUUCAAGGUCUCUUCUGUGGGUGUCUGAAUCAAACCGAGUGAAAGGUGGAGUUUGUAAAGCAUUAUUUAUCUAGUGAGAAACUGUUGGAGGUGGAUGAAUUUAUGUUUAAAAGUUCAAUGACUGAAAAUACAGAGCGCCUGCUGUUUCACUGAGUUCUCCUCUUAUUGACUGACAAUCUGCCAAAGAGCCAAACGUACUGUUACCAUUCGUAUGUGGCAUCCAAAGCUUUAUAUCUGUAGACAUGAUGCUUAAUUUAAUCUCACAUUUCAACCUGACUUUUCUGUACCUGUUUAUUUGCUGUGUCAUGUUGGGGGUCGGGGGAUGGGGCAUCACUGGGAGCAAAGCAUUUAUAUCAAGAAAACUCAAAUCCACUUUGUGAAUCAUUGAAAUAAAAGUUGUGUUUCUAAGUCA
This is a messenger RNA of Notolabrus celidotus (New Zealand spotty), 3420 nucleotides long. It is a transcript of the gene p3h1, whose product is annotated as prolyl 3-hydroxylase 1. The record is from RefSeq and is a predicted model, not a curated record. Gene Ontology annotation, cellular component: endoplasmic reticulum. NCBI's taxonomy places the organism in Eukaryota, Metazoa, Chordata, Actinopteri, Labriformes, Labridae. Gene Ontology annotation, molecular function: iron ion binding; protein binding; procollagen-proline 3-dioxygenase activity. The transcript has 16 exons. Gene Ontology annotation, biological process: collagen metabolic process. The coding region runs from base 72 to 2957 and encodes 961 amino acids.